Messenger RNA from Camponotus floridanus (Florida carpenter ant), 2007 nucleotides. RefSeq names its product pancreatic triacylglycerol lipase-like. Lineage: Eukaryota; Metazoa; Arthropoda; Insecta; Hymenoptera; Formicidae. Bases 375 to 1952 code for a protein of 525 amino acids. The transcript is spliced from 8 exons. Gene Ontology annotation, biological process: lipid metabolic process. Gene Ontology annotation, molecular function: carboxylic ester hydrolase activity; lipase activity. The record is from RefSeq and is a predicted model, not a curated record.
AAUGCAAAUAAGAUAAAUAAUUGUCGAAAGAGGGAUUUUAUUUGUCAGUGAUUGAAAUCGAAACUUAGGCAAAUGUUGGAGCAGUCGUCAGGCUCUAACAAGCGGAAAGCAGGUUGCGCAAAAAGAAGGCCACUAAUAGAGAAAGAACGCUUUCUACAGCUACAGGUAAAGCCCGCCCCUGGGUGAGUCUAACGGCAAAGAAAAACAAAAAGCAGGUUUCAUCGAUCGGGACACAAACGCGAAGCAUUUCGGCGCGGAAAGAAGAGGAACAAUAACAAGAAAUAAAUAAAAAGCAGAAAGUUUGAGAGAAGGUGGGGAGACGGGAGAAGAAGAAUGCAACGAAGGACACAAGGCUUCGACGACCAAGUGGCAAGAUGCAGCCAGUUAUUCUUCAUCACGUUCUUUUCGCUUUACUGAUAAUAGCUGUUACUACAUCAAUUGACGGAAAAUUGCAUCCUGUUAAACUUCGCACGGCACGAAAUCGCUCUAUGCUGAGACGGAUUGCCAUCUUUCGUGAGGAAAAAUCUAAAAUUUGCUACGAUUUACUUGGUUGCUUUGCGGAUCAGCCGCAGCAUUUAUCGAUAAAAAAACCUCCUGAACAUCCUAGUAUAAUUCAAACCAGAUUCUUUCUCUAUACACACGCGGACCGACCAAAUCCAGAGCUAUUACAGUACGGUGAUAAUUUGAGAUCCAUUGUACAUUCCCGAUUCAAUGUCACUAAGCAUCUCAAAGUGCUGAUACACGGUUUCAAGGGCAGUGGCAAUGAUAUCAGCCUCAUACUCGGUGUUAAUCUGCUUCUCGAUAUAGAAGACGCAAACAUCGUCGUCUUAGAUUGGACGAAAGGAGCAGGCACCACUUAUGCAGCUGCGGUAGCAAAUAGCGAAUUAGUCGGUCGACAAUUGGCUUUGAUCCUUUUGGACACUAUUAAUUUGGGGAUCGAUCCCACCAACAUCCAUGUGAUCGGCUUUAGUUUGGGCGCACACGUGGCUGGUUGCGCUUCGGAGGUAUUGAAAAGAAAGAAUUUGCUUUUAGGUCGCAUAACAGGUCUCGACCCGGCGUCACCAUUCUUCAGGCGUCACCUGUUCCGAGAGAAGUCGAGAAAAUUGGAUGCCACUGACGCUCAUCUCGUUGAUGUCAUUCACACCGACGGUUCUCAAGAUUUCGCGGAUGGUUUUGGCUUACUUAAGCCGAUCGGACAUAUCGAUUUCUUUCCCAACGGCGGCAGAGAGCAACCCGGUUGUACCGAUGUUAAGAAUUCGGUGGUAGUGAGCCAUAUAAAAGAAGAGUUAUUGGAUCGGAAUAUAGCAUGUAGCCAUUUAAGAGCUUGGCAGCUCUUUGUAGAGAGCAUCCGCUCACAGAAUGAAAAGUGUAAAUUCAUCGCAUGGCCCUGUCCACAAGGAGGAUUAUCUUUUACAAAGGGAAUGUGUUUCCCUAUGGAAUCGUCCGAUUGGAAUCAAGAAAUGGGUUACGCGGCUAAUCGUGGAUCAUUGGGAAUCUAUUAUCUAUCAACUAGAGCCGAAAAGCCGUUUUGCGGUCAACCACUCAGAGCAUCAGUGACGAUGUCCGAAGGUAUGCCACAAGUAUCUGGUAUUUUAUUUUUCAAAAUUUUUCUCGGUAAUUCUACAACAUUGUUUAAGAUUCAAUGCAACUUGUCGAAACAAAAAAACCAACGGAUGACGUUUUAUAAUAUCGCGGCGGCGGAAUUCGGCACUUUAUUCGAAGAUAUUCCAACAAUCACCGGCAUCGUCUCGUAUCAACGUAAUGGUAAUAAAACAGAGGGAGAUAAUACACCAAAUCCAGAGACGGACGUAAUAUUUUUCGAUAAACUUACCCUCGAAGAUCGCAAAGGUCAUAGAUGGGAAUUUUGCAGAACGAAUACCGCGAUUAAUUCGUACGAGAUGAAUGAAAUAUUUUACGUUGAAUUGAAAAAUGGACCCUGUACACCAUUAUAAUGUUAUUUUGAUGUGACAAUUUUUUAUUCGAAUAAACGAGAUAUCCGCAAACAUA